UCGAUUUUACCUAAGUUAUCGACAGUCGUGUCGUCGUUGUCUCGGGCUGUGUUACUGGGUGGGCAGAAAAAGUUUUCAAUUUUAAUACUAUUUCGCAUUGAUUAAUUGCUUUAUGAUAUAACUACGACUACUGCAACACAUACAAAUUGCGGUUGCGCUUGCAGUGCAAGCACAUUUCUUUUGGAGGACUACAAAACAAAACAACUGAAAAGACUGAACACUCAACGAUUUCUAAUCACACUCGAAAGGCUUUCUACCACACGAAGUAACAUCACACACAAACAGUGCUGAACAGCCACUGCGGAAAAACACGCACACACAUAUCAAACAGACGAAAAAAAGAAAAUAAAAAGUGUGCCAAAGCCAGCUCGCCCGUAAGCCACACUGCCGAAAUCAUCAGCAUAAGAAACGAAUAAGAAUUUGUAUACAGAAUACAGAAGAGCAAAGCGGAUCAAAUACAUAUUAACUAAUUAGCUGGCCGCUAGGCGACUGUAGUGAAUAUUGAUGCACACAGGGGGCGCUGCUGAGCAGAGGCAAGGGGCUGUGUUUUUCCGAGUUUCGCUUUGGACAACGACGACGACAACCAAUAAUAAUUUUGUAGAAUGAACGGCAAGACGCCCGUAAAUAGUGGCGCGUCUAGCGUAGAUUUAUAUGUAACGCAUUUGGAUCACGUUGGACCCUAUUUGAAGCUAUAUGGGCAGGCCAAUCGGGAUGCUGCCUUUUUGAUUAGCACGCGCAUCGAGACGCUGCUGCCCACCUGCUUUGCCAUAGACCCAAGUUGGUCAAAUGAACGUCAACAGGCCCUACUCACACCUGGCACCUUUUGCGUUUUCAAGCGAACAAAUGGCGCUGCACCUGGCGAUGUGGAAUAUAUGCGAACGCGUGUGCUUAGUGCCGGACUCGAUGACAAACAAUUGAACAAUCGCGGCAGCGCCAACAGUAACAGCAGCGGCGGCAGCGGCAGCAGCAGUAAGAUGCGCGUCGAGAUAGAGUUUCUUGAUUAUGGCUACAAGCGAAAUGUGAGCAGCCACGAUCUGCUCUUCUCGAAACAGCCACAGCUGCUGCAAAAUGUUCCGGUACUCUGUUCGCAGUACAUUGUGCUGGGCAUUUGCUCGGAAUGGGACCAGGCUGAACUGGACACAGUGAAACAGCUGAUGGUUAACCAUGUGGUCAGCAUCGAGGUGGAUCCCACACAGAUCUGUGGGCAAAAGUUUGCCAGCGUACGCUGGAAAGAUUUUGACCUUAACGAAUUUCUGGUGCAGCAGAAGCAAAUUGGUGCACCGAUUGCCAAGGAGAUGAUCAUGGAUCAUUGUAAGAAAUUGUGGAAGGCUCAGCCACAAUCGCCCAUCAUUGAAUACAAUAAUAAUAGCAUACAGAGCACGGGCAACGGCUCCAACAAAACGCCCACAGAUGUGGCACGUGAACAGAUUGCAGCGCGCUUCUCACUAGCAGCUCGACUCGACGUGCAUCGCACGCUGGGCACAACGCCGCCACGGCCUCUCAAAGCAACAGCACCAGCAGCAGCAGCAGUCAACGAGUAUACACCACCCAAGCCACUGCAACAGCAGCAGCCGCAGGUGCAGCUGCCAACAAAAGUGGUGAUGCCUACGCCAUUAGCCAACUUGACAAAUGUCAUGCCAAAUCCCGUCCAGGCGGCAUCGGCGGCAACAGCUGCUCACCUAGUCAAUGCUCAGAAAGCGGCCGUCUAUGCAGCGGCGAAUCAUCCAUACAAUCAACAUAGUGCCAAUAUCAAUAAAACUUCCGAGUCCACUCAUAAUGUCUACACGCCCAAAACAAAUCCACGGCCACUGAAUAUGUAUUAUAAUGUGCGCCUUAAUAAUCCCAUGCAUCAGCAUCGGCAACAGCAGCAGCUGCCAUUGCUGCAGCAGCCAUCGUUGAACUUUGUGCCCAUACCACGUUAUGCAUUGGCGCAACAACCAAAGGCGGCAGCUCAAAAGCAACAGCAACAAUUGCAACCCAUUAUGCCGGCUUUUCGUACCACCAGCCUGACCGUUGGCCUGACUUACGAUGUCUAUGUAAGCUUUGUGGAGAAUGGUCCGCAUUUGUUUUGGGUGCAGCUGAAGAGUGCCACGAGAGAUCUGAAUGUCAUGAUGGGCCAGAUUGAGCAUAUGCGCCUGCAGGCGCUCACUCAGUAUCCGAGCGUGGGUACGGCGUGCGUGGCACGCUUUUCUGAAGAUGGCAAUUGCUAUCGCGCCUUAGUUAGUGCCGUCUACGGCCAGAGAUUCCGUGUUGUCUAUGUGGAUUAUGGCAAUUCGGAGAUGGUUGCACUAACAGAUCUCUAUCAGAUACCACAGGACCUGUUGCUGAUCAAACCAUUCGCCUUUCGCUUUGCGCUAGCAGGCGCCAAAGAGUUGGGCGCCCUCGAUGAAAGUAUGAAGCGGAUAUUCAAGAACUCCGCUUUGUAUAUUAAUUUUCAACUGACUGUGCAGGCACCUGAGAGUGUGGGCUCAAUGCAAACCUGCCAACUGAUGCAUAAUAACAACAGCAUGCUGGAGGUGCUUAAGAAGCUGAAGAAUUCUCGCCAAGCCUAUGCCAAGGCGGAGCAGCUGCAGAACGAUGAUGCUGUCGAGAUACGUUACAUUGAUUCGCCAAGCAAUUUCUAUGUGCAAAAGGUCAACAACAUUGAGCAAUUCGAAAAGCUAAUGGACGAGAUGUUUGCCUACUAUAAUAUCAAUCAACUGGUGCCCGAGCAGCUGGUGCUGGGCGCCCCUUGCGUCGUUAAAUGCGAUCGCGAAUGGUAUCGAGCGGAGCUACUGCGUAUAGACGACACUACAAUCAUUGUGCGUCAUGUGGACUUUGGCUAUGAGCAGCACGUGAAACGGCAUUUGAUAGGCAACAUUGCCGAGAAGCAUCUGGUGAUGCCGCGGCAAGCGAUCAAGUGCUGUCUAAAGGGCUUCGAGAACAGCGAGCUGAGCCAGGACAAGAUUACGGAUCAAUUUGAAAUGCUUGCCGAGGAAUCAAAUAUCAGGCGUCGCACCUUUAGCGUGCGCGUCUUUCGCAUCGAGCCUGAUGGCCUAAAUGUUGUAAACCUAAUGGCCAGAAACUUAAACGUGAUGAAGAAGCUUUACAAACUGUCUAUGCCUUUCGAGCAGUACCUAUCGCUGGAGAAGGGUCAAUUCAAUUCAAAUAUCACACGUGCCGAAUCAACAGUAUCCGAUACAAUGCCUCAGCAGCUGGAGAAGGGUCAAGUGCUCAAUUCGACAACUGUCGAGAGCGAGGAUCGCAUGCAGCUGCAAAGGCAAAGGAAGAUCAACAAUUCAAAUUCGAAUUCCAAUGCGAAUGCUAAUGCUAAUGGCAAUGCCAAUGCCAAUACCAACGCUAAUGCUAAUGAGUGGGACAAACACAGUUCUGCCUCGACCAGCUCGAAGGAUACCCAAUCGCAGCAGAGCGGCGCUAAACGUCAGAUACAACAGGCGCGCCUCGAGCGCAAUGGUGCAGACUCCAAUUUAGUACGACGAAAUCGUGAUAUACGUAUCGACAAUAGCUAUGAGAACCACAGCACCAGCAGCUACACCAGCGGCAUGAGUUCCCCGCGCAAAGCCAAUCGACAGAAUGGACGCAAUCGCUUGGAUUCACCACGUCUGCAAAAUGGCAAACAGGAGGCGAACAAAAAUACUCGCUUUAGCAACAGUCCAUCGCCGCGUAAGGAAGCUCAGCAACUGCAGCAGUCUCAGCGUAAUACUUCGAAUCAACGUUCGCUUAAUGCUCCACAGGGAUUUGCACAGAAGUCGCAACGUCAGAAAUCUACACUGGAUGGUACAACGGGCAGCUCGAAGCGUUCCAGUGGCGUAGAAAGCGAUGCCAACUCCAAUGCCGACGUAAUAGCAACGCCCAAACCUCAACCGCAGCCGCAGCCGGAGAAAUAUGUACCGCUGGAUAAGGCCUAUGUGCUCCAGGACAUUAAAACGCCCACCAAAGAGGCAGCCAGCUUGUCCUGGUGGGUUUCGCCAUUCCAAUUCUACGUAGUGCCAAAGUCGCUAGCGACCAAAUAUGAAAGUCUUUUGCGCGAACUGCGUCAGUUUUAUCGUCAGAAGCCACAUCAGCCGCUGCAGCUGAAGGUGGGCUCCAGUGUUGUGGUGCGACAGCGCAAAGACAAUGCCAUACUGCGAGGAACUGUGGUUGCCUGUAAUCACAUGCUGCGCAAAUAUCGCAUCUUUUGUGUGGAUGCUGGCAAUUUGCUGACUGUGACCUCUGAGGAUGUCUGGCAGCUGGAGCAGCGCUUUGCAGAUGUGCCCUGCCUGGCGCAGCGCUGCAGUUUCGAUAAGAUUGUAACGAACUAUGAUCAUUUAUACAUUGUGGAUCGCAUGGAGAAAUAUGUGCCUGCCAAUGCCAAGGUUGAGUGCGAAUUCAGAUCGAAACAGCCUUCGCAGCAGCAACACCAGAAUAACAAUAAUAAUAGCUGGGGCACAUAUAUAGUUAAAAUGCUAGUGAAUGGUGCCUCGUUGCGGGAUACGUUGAUCAAUGCUCAGUUCCUCACUGAGGUGGCGGAAUCUGUUCGCGUUGGUCUUCUGGCUGGUCAACAGGUGCGCGGCAAAUUCACCUCCAUUCGGGAUAUGACAAACUUCAAGAUUCAACUCGAGAGCUGCAGCGAUGUGAACUUCCUGUGCAGCUACGAUGAUGCCAAGUUUGUCAAGUCCAACAAAGAGUUAGCGAAGCCCUUCAAGGAACACUAUGAGGGCAAAUCGUAUGCUCUCAACAUUAAGCAUGUCUGUGAGAACAAUAUUAUACACUUGCGUCCUGUUAUGCCGCUCUUCAAGGAGGAGCGCAGCGCUUACAUUUGCGGUUAUCCAGUUUUGGUUAAUAGCUUUCAAGCCCUGGUUGUCUAUACAGCUAAAUCGUAUCGCAUAUUUGUGCAGCCCAUCGUUAUUGAGCCAGCCAUGAAGCAGCUGCUCGAUGAUAUGUAUGGCUUUUAUACCAAGAAAGGCAAAUACCUACGUAAAUUCGAAAAGGAUCAAAUUUGUGCUGCACUUGGCAGCGAUGGUAAUUGGUAUCGAGCACGUAUUUUGGCCAAGGAUGCCAAGAGCUCGCGUUUGGAUGUGUUAUACAUUGACUAUGGCAAUACAGAGCAACUAGCUCGGGAGCAGCUUAAGCAGCUGGAAGAGAAAUUCUAUGUGAAUAAAAGCUGCUAUGCAGUUGAGAUUAAUUUACCCUUUGGGCGCAUCAACAACGAUGAGAAGCUCAAAGGGCGUCUGGCCAAGCUAUUAGAGGAGCAAGUGGUCACCGUGAAGCCCAUUGAGACACGACGAAAUCAUCUUAUUGCCGACGUUUUACUGCCCAACGGCAAGGAGAGCGUCCUGGACACUUUGAAGGCAGAGAAACUAAUUGCGGGCAGGGAUAUUGAUUAUAUGCGCAAGCAGCUGGACAAGGAAAAGCCGCAUAUUUAUGAGUACAUAGAAUGCGUCGAUCUAACUACCGACGAUGAUGAAGAGCUGCAGCAGCGCAAGAGCAAAUCCAAUUCGGCGAACAGCUCGCCAAAGCCCAAGAAGCCGCAGCAGGAACCGAAGGAGCCAAAGGAAACAAAACAGCGUAAUAAGCAAGUAGAACAGGCACCAUCACCUACUCCAGUUGCAGCUUCUGCUCCAGCACCAGCACCAGCACCAGCUGCUCCCAAAGUUGAAGUGAAGCCUGUGGAGUCGGCGCCUGUUGUACCCGUUAUACCAGAGCCAGUGGAAGUUGUGGAGCCGCCACCAGUUACGGCCAGCGAAGAAAUUCCACCUGCAAUUUCACCUCAAGCACCUGUUGCUGCAGCUAUCACACCCACACCCGAUCCAUACAAGGACAUGGAAAAAGCUGUGCUGAGUCACUGCGAUAAUCCUGCACAUUUCUAUGUCCAUCCCCUGGAUGCAGUGCCUAAGCUAAAGCGCCUAACAGAGAAUCUACAAAUUGUGUCGCCAUCGUUGCCGCAACUGGCAGAGAUUGUGAAUGGUGCCGAUUGCAUUUCCAUGUAUUCCAUGGACAAGUCCUGGUACCGUGCCAAAAUACUCGAUGCUGAGCUGAUGGUGCUGCAGUUUAUUGACUUCGGCAAUACCGACUGUGUCUCUGACGCCAAAGAGAUUAAGCAGAGCAUAUGCUCACAAAUGGAGCCGUUCUGUCUACCCUUCGCCCUGCCCAUUGCACCCAAAGGCAAGCUGGAAUGGGCCGAUGCUGCCAAUGGUAUAUUUAAUGAUUCGUACGAGAAGAUUCUCCACUACGAGUACUUGACACGCGGCGACUGCCAGACGCGCAGCUAUGUUAACUUGUAUAUCGAAGGCGUCGAUGUGGCCAAGAAACUGGUCGCCGAUGGCUUCGCGAAGCCCUUGGACUAUGUCAGCAGCGGCAGCAGUUGCUACAUCUCGCACGCAAACAGCAUCGCAGACUUCUACAUACAGCUGGAGAGUGACUCUAAAGCCUUGGAGCUAAUCGAACUCUAUUUGAGCGAUGCAGAGCAAAAGUUGGAGCCGUUGCAGCGUUUCGAGAAGGGCAGCAUCGUGGCAGCCCUUUUCGAUGAUGAUGGACUCUUCUAUCGUGCCGAGCUGCUGCGUCAGCUGCCCGAUUCCCGUUACGAGGUGCGUUUCAUCGAUUACGGCAACACUUCGUCCACGGCAAAGUGUCUGUUGCUUUCAGAGGAAAUAGCCAGUGCGCCGAGCUUAUCGAAACGCUGUGCACUGCAGCUGCCAGAGAACUAUGUGGCCUGGUCCCAGGAGGCGGAAACCAAAUUUGCCGAGCUGACGGGCGAGGGUGAGCUGGUCUUUACCACACAGCUGCUGCAGCCGGGACUGGAGCAUAUAAUUAUAAACCUGCUGCUCGACGAGGAUAAUGUAUUGGAUCAAUUGUUGUCCCUGUGCACACGCAAACAGCCGAAGACACAGGAAGAGCCACAGGCCGAGGCCAAUACUAAGUCGGAAGCCGGCGUAGACAGUAUCACGGCCAUUGUCACGCAUGUGAAUAGCCCCACUAGCUUCUAUUUGCAAUUCGAGUCGAACAAUGGCCAAAUGGACAACAUCAGCGAGCUGCUGAAUGGCGACAGCGCCAGUCUGCAGCCCAUGCAACAGAUCGCCAACUUGGAUCAGCUGUGCGUGGCUCAGUUUGCCGACGACAAAGAGUUCUAUCGUGCUCGCAUCUUGGAACUUCUGCCGACCAAGCAAUCGAUGCAGUAUCGUGCGCUCUUCAUAGAUUUUGGCACUCAGGCGUUAGUCGAGAAGCUCUUUGAGUUGCCAGCGGAGCUAGUUCAAGUGAAACCUCAGGCAGAGGUGCACGCCUUGGAAUCUUGCUCGAACUUUAUCAAGUAUCCCAAGCAAGCGCGGGAGGCGCUGGACGCGCUCAUCGACAGCUGCAAUGGCGAGGUGACCGUGGAGUUUAUCAAUAAAUCGGCGCAACCGCCAGUUGUGCGGCUAAAGACCAUGGACAAACAUGCCCUCAACAUUUACGAGCAGUUGCAAGAGCUGCUAGAGGCCGAGCUGCAGAAGCCCCAGGCGCAGGCCAACAACAAAGAGUGCAUCAUCUCUCAUGGCAGCUCCCCCAAGAGUUUCUAUGUGCAGCUCAAGAAGAAUUCUGCUGAGCUGGAUUUGAUUGUUAAGACUCUGCAUGGCAUAUCCAAGGAGCAGCUGGAGCCACUUCCCAGUCCUGCUGUGCAAUUGAAUGCAGUCUGUUUUUCCCAGGAAGAUGAUUGUUAUUAUCGCUGUUGCAUCAAGCAGAUGCUGGAAGCGGACAAAGGUUACGAGGUGUUCCUCAUGGACUACGGCAGCAGCAUGAUUGCCAUGCAGGUGUUUGCCUUGCCACAGGUAAUUUCUGAAAUACCGCCAUUGGCACUGCACUGCCAGCUGAGCGAGCUGCCCGAGGAUGUGCCGGAGACUAAGCUGGAGGAAGCAUUCGCAGCGCUGUUGGAGCAGCAUUUCGGCGAAGUCUACGAGCUGGUCAACGAGCCACAAGUGGACGCCGCAAAGACACAGCAAUCGGUGCAGCUGCGCAUCAACUACAAGGACUUUGCCCAGGAGCUGGCCAGCACAGUGGCUGGUGUACAGCAGCCACUCGAAGUUGUGCUGCACAGCUGCAUUGUGGUGCAGUAUGACAAUGCCAAAUCGUUCUAUGUGCAAAUGGAACAGGAUGUGCCAGCGCUCGAGGAAAUGACCGAUAAAAUGCUGGAUGCUGAGCAAAACUUUGACGUCUUCACGGAGCUGCAGGUGGGCGCAUUGUGCGUGGCCAAAUUCCCCGAGGACGAGGUCUUCUAUCGAGCCGAGAUAGUCAAGCUGCUGGACGAUGGCAAGUGUGAGGUGCAUUUCAUAGAUUUCGGCAACAAUGCAGUCACCGAUGAGUUCCGUCAAUUGCCCGCCGACUUGGCCCAGGCGCCGCGCUACAGCAAACACUGCGAACUGGAGAGUGCCACCAUGGCCAAGUGUGAUGUGGCCGCCUUGGGUGCAUUCAUCGAUACACACUUCUCCGAACCAUUCCAGCUGGAGAUACUGGCCAAGAAGGACGAACGUGAGACACAUGUCGUGCGGCUCUUCUAUCAGAACACAAACAUCAGCGAGCAGCUGCGUCUGCAACAGAAGCCAUAAAAACAACAACAAACACAAAAUCCGUCAAAGCAAGUCGUCAAUGAAGUCAAUUGAGAGGCAUACGAUUCUUAGAGGAGUUGCUAAAAGCACUCUCCCACAUAGACACCCACACACUUACACUCUUUACACACACACACUCAAGCAUAUUUGCAAUAUGAAUGCAAAAGAUUGUGAUUAGUUUUUGGCUAAAAAGAAAAACAUCCGUUGUAUUAACCCAAUUUAGUUGGAACAAGUUAAACUUAUUCAAGCUCAUGAUUUUUGUUUUU
Molecule: messenger RNA, 8821 nt
Organism: Drosophila hydei
Lineage: Eukaryota; Metazoa; Arthropoda; Insecta; Diptera; Drosophilidae
Gene: tud
Product: maternal protein tudor
Exons: 9
Coding region: 603-8555 (2650 amino acids)
Source: RefSeq, a predicted model, not a curated record